AUGCCUUUGACGCUGAGCAAGAUGGCGGUCUCAACGAACAUCUUGUCGCUUCCCUUUAGGCGAUCGCAAAAUGUCUCUCUUUCCAGCGCCAUCAAGCAGUACAUCUCGACGAAGUACGAUCAGCACCCAGAUGUCUUUGCCGCGGACCUCGAAGCCAUAGACCAGUUACGCUCUGAUGCUAUCCAUGCCGUUGAACCACACAGUUCGGGCAUCAAGAAGCUACAGGCCUAUGCUGCGCAGCUUAUCUGGCUGGGGGCGAAGUUCCCCAUAGAUAUUGGUGUAGAAUUCCCAUGGUAUCCCGCGCUUUCCUACGAUACUUCGAGGCCUCUGUCACAAGACAAUCUGCGGUAUGAGCUGGCCAACGUUGUGUGGAACCUGGCAGCCAUGUACUCCCAGCUGGCAGUCUCCGCGAACCGUAGCACUCAGGAUGGACUGAAGACGGCAGCAAACUAUUUUUGCCUUGCUGCAGGGACGUUGAAUUUUCUGCGGACAGAGAUAAUUCCGGACAUGCGAUCUACUCCUCCGGAUGACAUGGACAUUAUGACGCUGGAGUCGAUGGAGCAGCUCAUGCUGGCGCAGGCGCAGGAAUGCUUUUGGCAAAAGGCAGUCAAGGACGGAAUGAAGGAUGCAAUCAUUGCAAAGCUGGCUGCCCGAGUGUCAGAUCUGUACGCCGAGGCGGGAGACUACGGCGUGCAGACAAAUGCGGUCCAGACCGAAUGGAUACACCACAUGACAGCGAAACACCAUCAUUUUGCUGCGGCUGCGCAGUACAGAGCCGCACUCGACUGUUUGGAAAAAAGAAAAUAUGGCGAAGAGGUGGCCAGGCUGCGGGACAGUCUAACUUGUGCGACUGAAGCACUCAAAGAAGCGAGGUACAUCAACAAGACUGUGCUUAGUGAUCUUCAAGGGUUGAAAAACAGAGUGCAGGAAGACUUUAAACGUGCUGAAAAAGACAAUGACAUGAUUUAUUUGAUCCCAGAGCCGCCAAAGUCGGAGCUGAAAACGCUGGAUAGGGCCAACAUGGUCACGUCCAAGGUUCCGCCCCAGAUCAAGGAUCCAAUGGCACAUCUCGGGGACAACGCGGAGCUAGGAAAGCCGUUGUUCACCAAGCUCGUACCGUACGCUGUACACGUCGCUGCAAGUAUUUACGAAGAUCGACGCGAUCGACUCGUGAAUGUGAGCAUCAUCGACGAGCUAGAAGCACUAAACACAAAGAUGCACGACGUGCUGAGAUCUCUGAAACUACCAGGCUCGCUACAAGCUUUAGAGAAACCACUCGGACUUCCACCUGGGUUAGUUUCACACGCCGAGGAGAUUCGACAGCAGGAUGGCCCUAAUAGAUUGACCAAGACUGUUUACGACACCGAGAAGAUCAAACAAAAUGACCGGACGAUCUACGAGGAAGGCGUUGAGCUCCUCCGCGCCGAAGAGGCAGACGAUGAUAGGGCACGCAAAAAGUACGGCACAGACCGCUGGCCUCGACCUCCCGCACCGGAGGCGGCACCUAAGCUGUAUGCUCAGAUCAAGAGCAUUGACGAUUAUCUGAAGCAAGCUGCAAACAGUGAUGAACAAGUCUCCAAAAAGCUUCGGGACAAUGACCUGCUCAUUCGGCUUCUUGCUGGCUCGGACCGUGACCUGGAGAACUACGUUCCUUCGAGCAGACGCGCUAAUCUCACACCCGCCGUCGAACAAGCGGCUAGCAAACUUCGAGCCUGUCUUAAUGACAUCAGCCGACUUGAGAGCAGGAGACGCAAGAAAGUUGAGGCCUUGAAGAACAAAUGCAGACAGGACGACAUCAACGCAGACCUCAUUCGCGAAGCAAGUCGCCUAGAGCGCGAAUUCCCAAUGCAGAAAAUUGAGGCAGCACAAUUCGAGCCGUUCUUUGAGCGUCGUCUUGAGGAGAGGUAUGAUGGCGACAAGGAAGCUGUCGCAAUCGAGGCAAAGGAGCAGGAUCAGCUGCUGAAGAAGCUGCAAGAUGCCAAUUCGGUAUUUGUUGCAGCGCGGAAAGGAGACACGACAACGCGGGAGAGAGAACAAGCGUUGCAGCGGCUGGAGAAUGCGUACUUUAAGUACAAAGAGAUUAUAAGCAACUUGGAGGCUGGUAGGAAGUUUUAUAAUGACCUUGCGAAGAUGGUAACGAGAUUUCGGGAUGAUUGCAAGACAUUUGCGUACCAGCGUCGGAGCGAAGCGGCACAGUUCGAGGCCGACCUUUCGACGGAAAUGGCGUCCAUGUCCCUAGGAAAAGCAGCGUCUCUGCAGCAGGAAAAGGCGGCGCAAGCCCAACGACCAAUGUACAACGUUGGGCCCACACAUGCUCAAGAACCGCUAGUGGCACCGCAGCCUCAAAGGGCCCCGGCAGCUGGUGUAUGGACUCCUGACAUACCCAUCACAUUUGCACCUCCUUCUGGAGCUGGCGGAUCACCUGCGCAAUCGUCGCAGAAGCCGAAGGCCGACGGGCGUUGGGACCCCAAAUCUGGCAUUAGAUUUGGAUAG
This is a messenger RNA of Verruconis gallopava, 2493 nucleotides long. RefSeq lists its product as uncharacterized. The coding region runs from base 1 to 2493 and encodes 830 amino acids. Lineage: Eukaryota; Fungi; Ascomycota; Dothideomycetes; Venturiales; Sympoventuriaceae. Gene Ontology annotation, cellular component: endosome. The record is from RefSeq and is a predicted model, not a curated record. The transcript has 3 exons. Gene Ontology annotation, molecular function: protein binding.